UGGUUUCGCAUUGCCGCCUUCUGUGCGGGACUAACCAGAGUUAGCUUGAGUGUCCUUGCCGUUGUCUGUGAAAGAUUCUCCACCAGUGUUGCCUACAGCUAUUGCUACUGUCCUGCAGCUGCCCUUCAGAAGUGCCUCUGCCCCCAUCACCAUUAGAGAAAUCCAUUCUCCUCUGCUGAUGUGCCGGUUACUCCUGAAGAGGGCGGCUGCAUCUUAGCCUGGUGUCUUUGCUUUGACCAUUCCGCCUUGGGCGAGCCUGCUAGAAAGCAGCCUGAUGAGGCAGGCUGACCCCCUGGCAGCGUUGCUCUCAGCUUCUCUGACACUCUCAACCCCUCACCAUGUCAAGGUGUGCAUCAAGGAAAGGGGGUGCUCCUUACUGUCUUUUUCUUUUGUUCUACUGCUUAAUUUUAAAGGCAUGUGGACAUAGUUUGCUGUUGGUUCGUGAUCUGUGUGCCAUUCUUAUAGUAUCUCUACAGCUGGGGAAUAUUUUAUUAAAGAUCAAAUCUUAACGUCCGUCACCUUGCUGUUAUGAAAAGGUCCCUUGAGCUGGGAAUAUGGCCUAUGUUGAUACCCCAUCCUGCCUGGACUGGAUCUGCAUCCUUACUAUUGAUUCCAGUUUCCCCAGCAUGAGAAAACUCUGCCGCCAGCUUCCAACAUCCCAAGCUACUGAACCUAAAAACAGCCUGCUGCCUCCUGGUGUGGCUUGCUUCCCCCACAGCAGCUGUUAGUGUCACCACAGCUUCCACUAUGGUGCUUUUCGUGAGCAAGCCGUUUCAAUGCAGGCCCAGGAAUGCUGGGGGUGGGGGUGGAAUGAAUGUUUCUGGCAGAUAGAUGGUCUUUUCCCGUAUGUGUGAGGUAUGCCAGUCACUCAGCGUGGCAAAUGCCACGGUCUCUCUCCGGCUGCCAUCACUGCGAGGGAAGGUAACCACAGGAGCCAUUCAUCUCCAGUUAUGAACCCCUUUGUGCUCCCUUCCCCUGAAAAAACAAUUUAUGUGAGGGGAGUGCUAUGGGAAAGCAAAACCUCAAUAGUACUUGGAAUGUUUUGGAAAUAGUACUACUUCCGACCCAUCAUUUCAGCCCUCUGUACGGUAAGCCUGCAAUCCUUACCAUGCUUAUCCCCACACUGCAGAUGAGGUGCUGAGGCUAAAGGGCCUGGCCUCCACAAGGCCACUUGGCACAUUAGUCUUAACAGAAGUAAGAGUUGCACUCGGAAUGGCUUGACUCACUCUCCUGGGCGCUAUAACAAUUCAUAAUAAACGCAGCAAGCACAGCAUGAAGCAUUGUGAUGGACGAAGCGCUGCUAUAAAGCAUCAUGAAUGUAGCGGUGCCAACUAGAUCAAAAUUGGAGAGGCUUUCAUUUUGGUUAUGGGGCAUUGUAAGGAAGCAUGUUGUAAUGCUUUUGGGUGAUGUUUGCUGGUGAGGGUUCAGCUAUUUCCGAAUGUUGACUUUUGACACAAAGCUGUGGAUCUACUUGCUAACGUUGAUUGCUGGCUCAGAGCACCAUUUCUUUCUUGGAGAGUCCCAGAGGAUUAACUUUAAAGCCAUGAUACAGUAUUAAAUCAGAGGAAAGGAGACAAUUAAAACUGUGUAAAAGCAGACUAAUUGUUUUAGACUGGUUUUUGUCUAAACCUUUUCCAGGAAACUGAAUUAGAUACAGAUGGGUCUCUGUAACUCCACUGUAGGAAAAAAAAAAUCCUUACCAAAUAUUUCCCCAAGCCAUUUAAGUAAUGUAUAUUUGGUAUUUGCCCAUUCUGAAUAUACUUUCAAGAGGCUGGAGGAUUUAGUAGAAUUUCUGGUUAAGGCUGUAGUACUUCUGCCUCUUAUAAGCUCACAAAAAGUAGAGUUGUUCUGUCAUUCUCCUCUCUUCUUAUAAGAGGAGCAGAAAUGCCCUUGCAAGGUUCUGGGUAUGAAAUGGGCACCAGUUUGUGGCCUGAGAAAAGAAUGGUGCCUGAGUACAAGUGUGCUUGCUAAAUUCUUAUUCAUACAAAUUGUGUUUGUUUCUCCCCUCCAAUCGGCCCCUCCAAUCUCACCUGCUUCAAUCCGGUGACAUCCCUCCACGUUCCCUACCCUCGGCAUUUCUUCACAGCUCUGCUCACCGUGGACGACCUGAGCCCCUGGACCUCCACCUGGGCAUGUUCCUGCCCACACUCCUCACCCAGGCAACCCAAGAACAGCAGGAUCGCUUCUUCAUGCCUGCUUGGAACUUGGAGAUCAUUGGCACGUAUGCACAGACAGAGAUGGGCCAUGGAACGCAUCUGCGAGGAUUAGAAACCACAGCCACCUACGAUCCUGCAACCCAGGAAUUCAUCCUUAACAGUCCAACUGUGACUUCUAUUAAGUGGUGGCCAGGUGGAUUGGGUAAGACAUCAAACCAUGCCAUUGUUUUGGCUCAGCUGUAUACGCAGGGAAAAUGCCAUGGCUUGCAUGCUUUCAUUGUACCUAUACGCCAAGUGGGGACCCAUGAGCCACUGCCAGGUAUCACUGUUGGUGACAUUGGGCCAAAAUUUGGUUAUGAUGAAAUGGAUAAUGGCUACCUAAAAAUGGACAACUUCCGCAUUCCUCGGGAAAACAUGCUAAUGAAACACGCCAAGGUUGAACCAGAUGGCACAUACGUGAAACCCCUCAAUGACAAGCUGACCUACGGCACCAUGGUGUUCAUCCGCUCAAUUAUCGUAGGAGACGCUGCUCGCUCUUUAGCCAGAGCCUGCACGAUCGCCAUCCGCUACAGCGCAGUGAGACACCAGUCUGAACUGAAGCCAGGGGAGCCAGAACCUCAGAUCUUGGACUAUCAGACUCAGCAGUACAAACUCUUUCCUCUUCUGGCAACAGCCUAUGCAUUCCACUUCGUAGGAGCAUACAUGAAAGAUACCUAUCACCGCAUCACUGGUAACAUCACUCAGGGAGACCUGAGUGAACUGCCAGAGCUGCAUGCAUUGUCUGCAGGAUUAAAGGCUUUCACCUCCUGGAUUGCCAAUGCUGGCAUUGAGGAAUGUCGGAUGGCGUGUGGUGGGCACGGCUAUUCGCGCUGCAGUGGCCUGCCUGACAUUUAUGUCAAUUUCACCCCCUCCUGCACUUACGAAGGGGAGAACACUGUCAUGAUGCUGCAGACUGCACGAUUCCUUGUGAAAAGCUACACUCAAGUGAGCGCAGGUCAGUUAGUUAGUGGCAUGAUGUCCUACCUGAAUGACCUUCCAGAGCAACGUAUUCAGCCCCAGCAGGUGGCCGCCAGACCCACCACAGUGCAUAUUAACAAUCCUUCCAGCUUGGUAGAGGCAUACAAGCUGAGAGCUUCUAGGCUGGUUGAAUUUGCAGCAAAGAAUUUGCAAGCUGAGCUGAACCGUCGAAAGAGUAAGGAGGAUGCUUGGAACCGGACUUCUGUUGAUCUUGUCCGAGCAUCUGAGGCACACUGUCACUAUGUUGUGGUCAAACUGUUUACAGCAAAGCUUUCAGAAAUUGGUGACUCGGCUGUCCGGGCUGUCCUUAACAACCUGUGUCUACUGUAUGCCCUCUAUGGGAUUAGUAAGAAUACUGGAGACUUCCUGCAGGGGGGCAUUUUGACAGACACACAGAUAAUUCAGGUGAACCAGCGUAUCAAGGAACUGUUGGCAAUAAUCCGUCCCAAUGCAGUAGCUCUAGUGGAUUCCUUUGACUUCCACGAUUCUGUUCUCCGAUCUGUGCUUGGCCGAUAUGAUGGCAAUGUCUAUGAAAACAUGUUUGAGUGGUCAAAGAAAUCACCACUAAAUAAAACACAGGUCCAUGAAUCUUUCCACAAACAUCUGAAGCCAAUGCACGCCAAACUGUGAUGACCGUUCCUGCAGUUUUAAUGUACUCUUCUCCAGUUCCCUGGAAUUGAUCUCAUUUGUCCUACGAACACCUGAAUUGCUUGGCAAAUCCAAAUAUGCAUAGGGUUGUCAGUAACUGUAGCCUUCCUUUCCAAUUUUUAAUCUGUUUUGAAUGAAGUGUAACCAGGGAACACAGAUGAUAAGUGCAAUUGUAAUUAUGUUCAGAAACUAACCUUUUUAGUAACUCAAAAAAGCUUUACAGAUUGGUGCUCAAAGUAUCUGUUUGUGAAGCCUUGUGUCAUCUAUAGCAGGAUUUUUACGUAGAGUAACUGUUGGGAGUAAAAACGCUACUGAAAACGCCUUUUUAAGAACAGAAGGUAUUUUUACACACCUUGUUGUCAUUUGUACCACUGUGGGUGAGAGCUGUCAAAAUCUCCUGCAUGCUCUACUCUAGCGAGGCCUUCAUAGCCUGAUCAGGAACUUGGCUUCGAGAAGCAUAGUCUAAAUACUUCUUGUGUUUGUGUGCAUAACUUUAAUCCUGUACUGUGCCAGGAAUGAACUCUAGACACCACAGUUGCAGACUGUCCUUCUAACCUCAUUUUUGUUUGGGCCAGUUCUUCCCCUGCCGGCAUUCAGGAGCUUCUUAUCCUUUCUCUAAAAGUCUAGCUAGUAAGACGCCACCUAUCAAACUGUCUCUGUGGAGUGUAAGCACAUUUUGUCUGCAGCAGCUUUUAUGACUCUGUGGCUGUUGCCUUUCCUUUAUGUUUCUAGUAACAUGGAAUGGGAAAAUAUCAAGGCACCCUGCUCUUGAAUUCAGGGGAUAAUCAGGAAUACUUCAGUCUCCGUAGUACUUACAUCAUCAUCACUUCCAAUCUGUAAAGCUUUUAAUGCCUAAUUGCAGUAGGGAACAAAAUCAUCUCUGUUCAACAUUUGACUUGAAAGAUGAACAGUAUUUUAGAUUGCUGUCUCUAAUUUUUACAAGUCAUGGUAUUUUCUAUGACUCUUUCUGGAGCACUUAAAUUAUUUUGGAAGGAUGAUAAUUUGUACCCUGCAUUUUAUAGAAUCAUACAUUCAAUGAGAAGAUGGUCUAAACUGGAACGAUGGACAAAAGAACCAGCAGCUACCGCAGUCUGGAUCUCAGGGUGCCACAGAGGGCAGGUGCAGCACAGCAAGGUGCCUUUAGAUGAAAUUGUUCCAGAUUACUGUUAGCAGGAUAACGUUUUAGCUUUGCACAGAACUUCAUUCUGUGAAAUCGGCAUCACUAAAAAUUGCAGGAAAAUUGUUGGAUUCUGCCUUGUUAACUCUCAUCCAGCAAAUCGGGAUUUGCAGAUUGCCAGCUGAAGACCUUUUGAGCUGCCUUCAAUUAUGUGAAAUGAAGUGAAUUGUCUAAACUGAAGUCUGAGAUGAUUCAUAGACCAUUAUGAGAUCCCCAUUCAAGAAGCAAACAUGCUGCAGAGACUUCCUUACACUGCAACCUUCUAGCAAUAGAAGCACUGUAUAUUUAAAUGGAAACAAAAACUGAUUGUAAAUUUAUUUUAACUUUCUAGCUGAUGAAGCAUUACUUCUAAUGUUUACUGUGCUGUUAACAUAUGUGCAUAUUGAUUUUAUGUGUACAAUGCUCAUUUGUAAUAGAAAACUGCAGUAGAAGACUGAGAUUCUGUUCUGAAACAUGCAAACCAGUAUAUGUAAUAAAGAAAUUCACUUUCAAACACUA
Molecule: messenger RNA, 5496 nt
Organism: Varanus komodoensis (Komodo dragon)
Lineage: Eukaryota; Metazoa; Chordata; Lepidosauria; Squamata; Varanidae
Gene: ACOX1
Product: acyl-CoA oxidase 1
Exons: 12
Coding region: 2133-3803 (556 amino acids)
Biological process (GO): fatty acid beta-oxidation using acyl-CoA oxidase; very long-chain fatty acid metabolic process; lipid homeostasis
Cellular component (GO): peroxisome
Molecular function (GO): fatty acid binding; FAD binding
Source: RefSeq, a predicted model, not a curated record